This is a messenger RNA of Pararge aegeria (speckled wood butterfly), 2788 nucleotides long. RefSeq names its product guanine nucleotide-binding protein G(o) subunit alpha (gene Galphao). Gene Ontology annotation, biological process: adenylate cyclase-modulating G protein-coupled receptor signaling pathway. The coding region runs from base 356 to 1420 and encodes 354 amino acids. The record is from RefSeq and is a predicted model, not a curated record. Gene Ontology annotation, molecular function: GTP binding; GTPase activity; G protein-coupled receptor binding. NCBI's taxonomy places the organism in Eukaryota, Metazoa, Arthropoda, Insecta, Lepidoptera, Nymphalidae. The transcript is spliced from 8 exons. Gene Ontology annotation, cellular component: heterotrimeric G-protein complex.
CGCCGUCAGUCGUCACGGAGUGGAGCUGGUGCUUGUCAUCCGGCCGCCAUUAUCUCAUACGAUUUCAUAAAAUCAAUUAAAGUUUUCGCUGUCAUUACGCGUUCCAGUGUCGUGUGUAUUACGGAUUCGUGAAAGUUAAAAGGUUCUGAUCUUUUGUACAAGUGUGUCGGUUUGGGCUGCAAGAGUGAUCAGUGAUACGGUUAGGUUACUGUGUUGGGUGGUAUAGUAACGUCGUGUAGGGUGGCUCCGGUUAGGCCGGGGCGGCAGGACGCGACCGGAGCGUAUGCAGAGGGAGCGGUGAGAACGCGCCCGGCUAGGGAGUCGGGGCGGUGAGGGCACAGGGACAGCUGCCGACAUGGGGUGCACGCAGUCUGCCGAAGAGCGCGCAGCGGCUGCCCGAAGCCGAGCGAUCGAGAGGAACUUGAAAGAGGAUGGCAUGCAGGCUUCCAAGGAUAUAAAGUUAUUGCUGCUAGGUGCCGGAGAAUCGGGGAAGAGUACGAUAGUUAAACAAAUGAAAAUUAUCCACGAAAGUGGAUUCACAAAUGAAGACUUCAAACAAUAUCGGCCUGUGGUGUACAGCAACACGAUCCAAUCCCUGGUCGCCAUCUUGCGCGCCAUGCCUAACUUGGGCAUCACAUAUGGAAACAAAGAUCGCGAGAGCGACGGCAAAAUGGUAUUCGACGUGAUCCAACGGAUGGAGGACACGGAACCGUUCAGUGAGGAACUCUUAGCGGCGAUGAAGAGGCUGUGGUCGGACGCGGGCGUGCAGGAGUGCUUUGGCCGCUCCAACGAGUACCAGCUCAACGACUCUGCUAAAUAUUUCCUGGACGAUCUCGACCGGUUAGGUGCCAGAGAUUAUCAGCCCACCGAGCAAGAUAUUUUAAGAACUAGAGUCAAAACCACCGGCAUUGUCGAAGUGCACUUUUCCUUCAAGAACCUUAAUUUCAAAUUGUUCGACGUAGGUGGUCAGCGGUCGGAGAGAAAGAAAUGGAUCCACUGCUUCGAGGAUGUGACUGCGAUCAUCUUCUGCGUCGCCAUGUCGGAGUACGACCAGGUGUUGCAUGAAGAUGAGACAACGAACCGUAUGCAGGAGAGUCUAAAGCUAUUCGACUCGAUUUGCAACAACAAAUGGUUUACUGACACCAGCAUCAUCCUGUUUCUCAACAAGAAGGAUUUGUUCGAGGAGAAGAUACGCAAAUCUCCGCUCACCAUUUGCUUCCCUGAAUACACAGGUGCGCAAGAGUACGGCGAGGCGGCGGCGUACAUCCAAGCGCAGUUCGAGGCGAAGAACAAAUCCACCACCAAGGAGAUCUACUGCCACAUGACGUGCGCCACCGACACCAACAACAUCCAGUUCGUGUUCGACGCGGUCACCGACGUCAUCAUCGCAAACAACCUGCGCGGCUGCGGCCUCUACUAAACACCCCACCGCACCCGACACUUAGCGUGCACUGGGUGUCGGCAAGGCAGGCUUUAACCAGCCAGAUACAAUAUUGAAAAAAAACUCCAUCAACACGUUUUAAAAAAAAACUUUAGGAUAGGCAGUGCUUUAGUGUAUAACGUAACUAUAUAUGGACGUAGUUAUGCAACUUUCUGACCCACAAGUCGUGAUAAAGUGAUUUAUUUAAUGUACCUUAAUGUACACACUGUCAUUUCGGCAACGUAACGUAACGUAAGCAGAUUUAAACAUUUCAAGAACAAAUUGAUUAGUUAAGACAUUAUUAAUGUAUUUAUAUCUCACUGCAAUUUUUAACCUACAAACAGAUGUUAUUAUACCAAAAUAAAUGGUAUGUAUUCAGCUGUCCUAGAGAUCAAAUGGUAUUUUCCAUUGGAUCGUUUUCGCAAAAAUACGUCUAAAAUUGCUCCUAUAAUACCAGUUACAAAAAAAAAAAACUAAGGAUAUGCAGUGCUUUUACGCAUGAGUGAAAUGCAAACUUGAAACCACUGCUCAGAUAUGGUACAGUAUGAUGUUUUUGCUAGGAUGAAUGUUUAUCAGUCAGGCCAGGCCAGUUUGGAUUCUGCACGUUCCACACUAAAUCAUUGCCUCUACCUUAAAGGUUUAUAAUAACUAGUAUUGUAUCAAAAAAAUUCCGCUUUAUUUAAUCUGCUUGUGCAAUCCAGGUCGAUGCCUUGUGCACGCCAUAGAAACACCAACACAAUUCCCAGCGUCGUCGCGUCAACCAUAACUUAACUUUUUUUUUUAAUUCAAUAAUACAACAAGAAAUCCCCACAUAGACCUUGCAGAGUAGUUCCAAUAAUUUAUUCAUAAAGUACAACUGGCAUCUUGAUUACUCUUAUCACAAUAAAAUUAUAUCCGGGUGUACUUACAAUUGACACUUCUUAAAGGAAAAAAAAAUAGUUAAAUAUCCCGUAUUUAAUUUAUUUAAAAUUUAUUUAAUUAAUUUAAUUUAAUUAAGGAAUUUAUAAUGUUUGAUUUCUAAACAAAAGUAAGCCAGAAAACAUGAAACUCUUUGAAAUGAUGUACUAAGGUAACAUGAUUUUCCGAGAGUCAGUUGUUAUACCUUCCUAAUCAGCAAAAGAUAAAAGAAUCUAGCUUUAUUUUGACUUUCAACUAACAUAGCUAUAAUCAAGUAAUUAUAAUGCAAAGAAACUGAAAUGUAGUCAUACAAGUGUAAAGCGAUUGAAAACGUGCCAGUAUUUUUUAGGAAGUUUACUAGAACAAACACAUACAAAAACAUUGUAAACAAAAUCAAAAUUGACAUUGGACUCGGUUUACUGUAAUAUUGUGUGGUUAAUGCAAUUCUUUAAAAUUUAAAAGUUGUAAAAC